Messenger RNA from Penaeus monodon (black tiger shrimp), 575 nucleotides. Its product is annotated as transmembrane protein 98-like. Gene Ontology annotation, cellular component: endoplasmic reticulum. NCBI's taxonomy places the organism in Eukaryota, Metazoa, Arthropoda, Malacostraca, Decapoda, Penaeidae. The transcript is spliced from 4 exons. The annotation marks the transcript as partial. The record is from RefSeq and is a predicted model, not a curated record.
GGAAGAGUUGGCACGCCUGCUUUGGCCUGGGUAGGCGUGUACGGGGGUGAUGCUGAAGCGCUGACCUGUUACAUCUCCCUCCUUCUCCUACGUGACGAAGGGCAGCGUUUGUGUACGAGGACUAUUUGGAUACCUCUAUACACGUACGAUGUGUUUUUGGAAUUGAACAAAACCAGCCAAAGAUGGAAGUGGUGGAGACCCUGGUAGCCGUGGCCCUCGUGGUGUUGGCAGCGGUGUUCCUCGGGUCGUUGGCGGCGCUGGCUCUCCUGUGCUACCGGAGGGCGAGCAGCACGAAGCAACAUCAGCUGUUUUCCAAUCCGGAUAUGAGACCGGAAGUUGAACUAAUAAGCGGAGGAGACAUCUGGAGCGAGUUAGAACUGGACGAUGUUCGACUGGCUCCGCAGAUCGACAAGAUCCUGAAUGACACGCAAUGGGUGGACGAUGCUACGGGUGUGAUUCCCCACUGCCUCGCCAUCCUCAAGCUCUGCCACCAGAUGACGGAGCGACUCGUGGCUACGACCAUGACGCCCAUUCACAAGGAUAAGCUUCACGAUAUUAUUGAGGUGAGAGAUGGA